AAAAGGAAAUCAUAUCAGCAUUUGAAAUCAUUCUUUUGACAAUGAUUAGAAAGUUUGCAGUGUUAUUUUUUGUUUCCUCUGUAUAUUCACAACUAUACCUAAAUGAUAUAAUGUUUGAUUAUACAGAACAACCUGUAAACUAUUAUCCAACUUUCGACAACUAUCCUGAUGUUGUACCCGACUACCGUUUAAUGCCAUAUCCUCCACAAACAUACUCCUACUCGAGGCAGAUGUGGAACGGGUGUGGGUGUGCAACAGCAAAAACUUAUGGUGACUAUAUAAAAACAAAGCGAAGAUCCAGAAGUCAAAGAUUAAUGUCAUAUUACCAGUUGAUGUAGUGCUCACAGACAGGAAAACAAACACUUUUUAUAUUGUAAUAAUUGUUUGUAUCAUUGAAAUACUAAUAAUAAUAAUAAGUCGUUAUAAUAAAUACGUUUUUUUGUGAAAU
Caenorhabditis elegans is the source of this 448-nucleotide messenger RNA. It is a transcript of the gene C26B9.7, whose product is annotated as ORFan. The record is from RefSeq and is marked reviewed. NCBI's taxonomy places the organism in Eukaryota, Metazoa, Nematoda, Chromadorea, Rhabditida, Rhabditidae. Bases 111 to 338 code for a protein of 75 amino acids. The transcript is spliced from 3 exons.